UUGAGGUUGGGUUGAGCUUGGAUUGGUGAUGAAGCCCAAUGAAAAGAGCUGUUAGAGGAAAGAGGAAGGAGUAAGAGAGAGUCGAUGAGAGAGAGAGAAAAGGUGAAAUUUAGUGUUGGAUGAAAAUGGUUAGUUGAUAAUGUUGACUGAAAAUGAUCAACAGAAGGUAAAACAAGAAUGAAUAGUUCAUCUGAUUCUGUGAGAUUAUCAUGAAAAGAAACAGCAUCAUUGCCAUCAGCAGCAUCACCAUCAUCAUCAACAGCAACAUCAACGAUACCAGAAUCUCUAUCAUCAGAAUCAUUGAAUAAUCGUUUUCGUGCUUUUCGCUUAUUUAUAUCGAGAUUCUAUGAAUUAAAAGUUAUGAAUGAAAUGAAUUCAUCAUUUUCUCUCUCCUUUCAUUUCCCUCGUUUUUCUCACUCUUCCAUAUUCCCAUAGUUUCAACCUGAAAAUACACUCAAAUAAUCAAUAUCAACAUUCAACGACAAAUAAAUUACCCAUAAAGCACACACACACAACGUUCUGGCAUCCAACGUCCUUGACUACAUCAACUCUUUUCGUUCAAAGUUUUUUUUCUUUCCUUAAAUUUCUUUUCCAGUGAAGUUUUGUGAAUUUUGCCAUCAAUUGGAAAUUCCAUGUGAUUAAUUUUUCGGUGAAAUCGUUUUGUUUUUUCUUCAUCUUCUCAGUCUUCUUCAACUUUACUCUUUAAUGUAAACCCAUUUCUUGACCAUCAUCACACUCAUCACUCACCAAAUCAAGACCAAAGAUGAAUCAUUUAGGAACCAUGUAUGCCACUAAAAGGCGAAGACGGAAUAGUAAAAGUGUUCGUGUUCAACCCAAAGAAGGUCAAACAAAGUCAAAUCCCUCUAAGCGUCAUCGUGAGCGACUCAACGCUGAGCUUGACAUGUUAGCAAGUCUAUUACCUUAUGAACAAAGUGUUCUUAGUAAAUUGGAUAAGCUUUCAAUUCUGCGUCUAAGUGUUUCCUAUUUGAGGACAAAAAGUUAUUUUCAAGCAAUUUUUAACAAAGAACGUGAAAGACAAGGCAAUCUUCAUGAAAUUCAUCGAAACACGCCUCGAGAACUUCUUUAUCCUGAUAUUAUGAUGGAAGGUGAUCUCAUUCUCCAGGCACUCAAUGGAUUUUUACUCAUCUUAACCUGUGAUGGAGAAGUUUUUUACACUUCUCAUACUGUUGAAACGUACCUAGGAUUUCAUCAGUCGGAUAUUUGCCAUCAAAGUGUUUACGAAUUGGUUCAUUCAGAGGAUCGUGAAGAGCUUCAAAGGCACCUUAUAUGGAACUCACAUUUACCCAAUGAAAGAGCCAACACAUCGUUACAAGAAGCCUUUUUACAAGAAAAUUUGCAAUAUUUAGAGAGAAACUUUACCGUUAGAUUUCGAUGUUUACUCGACAAUACUUCGGGUUUCAUGAGAUUGGAUAUUAGAGGUCGAAUCAAGGUACUUCAUGGACAAAAUCAUAAGACGGAAAGCCCACCGUUGGCAUUGUUUGCCGUUUGUACUCCGUUUGGUCCUCCAUCGUUACUUGAAAUGCCUCAAAAAGACUCAAUGUUCAAAUCUAAACAUAAACUUGACCUUUCACUGGUUUCAAUGGAUCAAAGGGGAAAACAGUUGCUCGGUUAUUCUGAUACGGAAAUGUCCAAUAAAGGUGUAUAUGAUCUAGUCCACUUUGAUGAUCUUGCGUAUGUUGCAAGUGCUCAUCAAGAACUUCUUAAAACAGGCGCAUCAGGGUUAAUUGCAUAUCGCUUGAUUAGUAAAGACAAUAAAUGGCAAUGGCUUCAAACAAGCGCACGACUUGUAUAUAAAAAUAGUAAACCUGAUUUUAUCCUUUGUACUCAUAAACCAUUAAUGGAGGAAGAAGGUCGAGAUCUUUUAGGUAAACGGACAAUGGAUUUCAAAGUAACUUAUUUAGACGGAGGCCUUGGAGCGAUCAACGAUCGUUCAGGUUUCUUGUCUGACAGUGAUUUUGUGCUUCGUUGCCAACGCAAUCGACGUUACAAGUCUCAAAUUCGUGAUCUAAUAACAAAUUGUCGUUCCAAUUCAAAGCGUAAAUCAUUGACAGGUUCCGAUGAAGGUGGUGGAGUUUACACUCCGCCAUUCAGUGAAUUGUCACCAACCGGUGCAAUGUCGGCAGCAGCAGCAGCGGCAGCUCAGGCCGCUAAUGCAGCUGCUGCAGCGGCCGCAGCUCAUGCGGCUGCAACAAACCCAUCAGUGUAUCCUAAUCAUCAUCCACACGCUCACACUCAUCAUCAUCCGCACCACCAUCCACACCAUCCACACCAUUCCCACCCUCAUCACCAUCAUCCGCAUCACCCUCACCACCAUCCGGGUUCGGGUCCCGUUUCAUCGCCAGUCUAUCCUUACAGUCAUGCAACGGAAAACAUGAACUUGUCCACAGCCGCAGCCGCCGCCGCCUAUGGAAUGCCUCAGAAUCUAUUCACUGCCGCUGCGGCCAUAGACCACAAUCCACGUUCCUUUCUAGCACCCGACUCUUUCCUACACUAUUCUCGUCAUGCACUGACCACUUACUAUCCCGACUAUCAUUCAGCUGCCGCCGUGGCAGCAGCCCAGUAUCCCACCAAUGGGUUUCUUGACCAUCGGUCAACGGGACGGUCAACCUUUGACUGUCAACUGACACCACCAAAUGAGAUUAAAUAUGCUUCAAGUGAUUCAAUGGGCAACUCGUCUUCAACCCGAUCCUCCAUUGGAAACAAAUCAUGCUGUGACAGUUACCUUUCCUCAUCGGGUGCCAACUCAUCGACAGGUUUAAUGGGUCAUGGGAGUGCCUCUGCAAUGGCUGUGGCUGUUGCUGCUUCUUCCAUUCAACCUUUACUCUCUUCGGUUCCCAAUGAAAAUGGUAAUAAACUUUCACCCGAAUUGACCUGCCAUCGAAGCAACUCAUUUGGCUUUGGGCUACCUUCAAAUUCAUCCUCAUCUUCAUCCACCUCAUCCAAUACCGAUUGUAUUUCCGUUAUUAAGCACAAAAAUAGUCUUCCCCAUCCGUUGAGUAACACCAAUUUAAAUGGUUCACCGCCAUCUUCCUCAAUGGAAACAGGUUCAGGUUCAACUGCGUCAACACCGUCCAUCCCUGGUUCAGCAUUUACUUCAGCCUCACCAUUGAAUCAUCCAGUCAACUCAUCAAUGAAUGCCGAUCAAUCUCGAUCAAGUGUUUUAAUGUGGAACCGUACUUGUAAUACAACUACAACAACAACAACAACCUCAUCAUCUUCAUCAUCUUCAUCACCAACCAUCAACCACAAUAGUAAUAACAACAACUCCUCCAAUAACAACAACAAUAAUGGAAAUAAAUAUUCAUCUUCAUCCAUUAGUGAAUCACUUCUUAUCCAUAAAUCUUCAUCACCUGUAGUUAGCUGUAAAUGGAAUGGUUCAAUUUCAAAUAUAAAACCACUUUCACCUCAUCAUCCGUCAAUGGCUGUCAGUCCAAGUUCGGGUAAAGUACCAAUGUCAAUGUCCACUUAUGGUUCAGGUUCCCUUUAUGGUUCAACCGAUAUCAAUCCAAUUGAGGGUUGGAGCGUGGAAAACAUAGGCCACUGGCGAUCUCAUUUGCCUACCCUUGGAUAGAUUCAAUCAUCCAUCUUAAUUCAUCCCCGGCAAGACAAGAUGAACAAGCAAAAAAAUUCUCAUUAUCAUCAUCAUAAUCAUCAUGAUCAUCAUUAUCAAUAGUUUGAGGCGCAAACCAUCGUCACCACCUUUGAAACAAAAUCCAGCGUUGUCUAGUGGUCAGGAUAACCGAGCACAAGCCAUAAUCAAGCUUUUACUGCUCAAAAUGAAGAGACCUUUAGUGAUGUCAAAAACCAAGUCAGCAGAGGAAAGCCAACCAAUGAAUCCAAUGGAAUCAAAAGAAUGGUGCAAAACAGAAAAGGCAAAUUCAGGGAAAAUGUGAAAACGCAAGCAAUAAAAAAUGAUCCAAAGUUCCAAGUUGAAGUUUCAAGUAAAAAAAAAGCCAAAGUGAUCCAAAUUUCCGGAAACUGAAUAAAAAAAAGCAACAAAACAAAAUAUCAAAACAAAAGUUCUGACCCAAAGAAAGCAAUAAAAACAAGGAGAGCAAAGGAAAGGAAAUGUCCUAAUAUUUCUGCAUUUUGGUUCCUCAAAGACAACAAACCUUAUAACGUGCCGUGUGCGUGUCUCUCUUCACCUCCCCUUUCCUCCUCUUCUCCUCCUUCUUCUCCCACAAUGGUCCAUCUGUAAGGCUGCUCGUUACCUGGUUCAAUCGCACGCGCCAUUCCCAACAUUAAAAUGCGUGCUUAAGAGAAGAGAGAGAAACAAAAAAUUUUCAGUCAAUUCUUUUCUUCUCAUCAUCAUCAUCACUUUUCCUCUUAGUUUCUGGAAACCGUUUUAAUCAUCAGGCAAAACAACACAAAUAUAAAUAUAUAAAUACAGAUACAAAUGACAUACAACAACAAAAUAUGAAACAAACAAUUUACCUUUUAAUUUGCCUGAAAAUAUUUCUUCUCUUCUUUUUUUUUCUCAACUCACCUUUUCCCCUUUCAUUUCCUUUUUUUAUCAUCCUUCUCUGUCAAUAAUUAAUGUUAUUAAUUUAUUUGAAUGUGUAUUUCAAACUUACCUGUAUAUAGGUGCGAUGUUUUUUUUGUGAUAUUAUAAUAAUAAUGAUAUUUAACUGAAACAAAAAAAGUUAAGACAACAAAUAAAAUGGUAAACAAACAAAAAUGACUUUCAAUUGAGUUUCCAUUUCUUGCUCUCUUUUUUUGGGCCUUUUCCUCACAAUUUUACCUCUUUUUUAUGGUUCCUUCAUUUGUUACCUUUUUAUUUAUUUAUAUUACAUUAUAUUGUGUAUAAUGCAUUUGAUGUUAUUACCUUUUAUACUUUUACCCAGUUCCACUCAAUCAACCAUCAAAUUUGGCUAUCACAAUGGGUAAAUUUAACUUACCCUUGAGAGGCUUUUCAUUCAUCUUGUGUUUCUUGGGCUGCUCUUUAUGUUUUUGGGUUCAUUAUCGAUGUUUUUUUUUGCUGCCUUUACUUUUUUCCCUUUCUUUCUCUGCUUCUUUUGUUUUUAUAUAACAUUUGAAAACUGGUAGCUUAUUGUAACUGUAAACAGAUCAACCUUUUAAUGCCGGGCCUUUUUAUUGUCUAUUUACAUGGGAAAGAUUGAGUGACACACGGUAAGGUAAUUGUAAAAUAAUUUACUUUCUUUACCUGAGCAACUCAGAUAAUCUUAGGUACAAUCAGGGUAAUAAAAGGUGCGUUAAUUACAA
Tetranychus urticae (two-spotted spider mite) is the source of this 5244-nucleotide messenger RNA. RefSeq lists its product as uncharacterized. Gene Ontology annotation, cellular component: nucleus; aryl hydrocarbon receptor complex. Gene Ontology annotation, biological process: xenobiotic metabolic process; response to xenobiotic stimulus; regulation of transcription by RNA polymerase II. Gene Ontology annotation, molecular function: protein dimerization activity; transcription cis-regulatory region binding; nuclear receptor activity. Lineage: Eukaryota; Metazoa; Arthropoda; Arachnida; Trombidiformes; Tetranychidae. The record is from RefSeq and is a predicted model, not a curated record.